This is a messenger RNA of Papilio machaon (common yellow swallowtail), 1576 nucleotides long. Its product is annotated as short-chain specific acyl-CoA dehydrogenase, mitochondrial-like. Lineage: Eukaryota; Metazoa; Arthropoda; Insecta; Lepidoptera; Papilionidae. Gene Ontology annotation, molecular function: flavin adenine dinucleotide binding. The transcript has 9 exons. The coding region runs from base 307 to 1542 and encodes 411 amino acids. Gene Ontology annotation, biological process: butyrate catabolic process; fatty acid beta-oxidation using acyl-CoA dehydrogenase. The record is from RefSeq and is a predicted model, not a curated record. Gene Ontology annotation, cellular component: mitochondrion.
UUAUUUCGGCAAUCGUCAAGUAUCUAUUUGGGUGGAAUUCGUAGCUUUAGAUAAUAUAUGUAGUUUGAUAAAAAAUAGUCAGCAUUUCUUGAAGUACAUUCGUGUUAGAUGUAGGGUUACUACAUUAUUUAAGAUUAAACAUAUUCAAAAUUAACAUCACUUUGUUGCAAAAGUUUCUCUAUUUGAGUUUUAAAUAUUUAUAAUAUUCUGACCAGUAGCUUAACCUUGAAUUUAUCAGUAUCGGUCACAUAUAAUUUUGCAGUACAAGUCAAGUCAUUCGCCUAAAUUCACUAAACCAGCGUUAUCAUGGUAUCCGGUGCGCUCUUUAAGUCUGUGAAAAGUUCUUUGUCAUUGGUACAAUGUGCAAAGACAUCUGUAUCCAGAGUGAGAACAUUCACAAGUGUAUUGAACGAUCAGCAACGUGAAAUUCAGGAAUUAGCAAAGCAAUUUUCAGAUGAACAGCUCAAGCCAAAUGCUAGGAAAUUAGAUUUGGAAGCGAGAUUCCCCUUUGACCAGAUCAAACGCCUCACUGACAUGGGCUUUAUGGGCAUGACAGUGGAAGAGGCGUACGGAGGUCGAGAGCUCGACUACCUAUCGGUGGCCGUAGCAGUCGAGGAGCUGUCCCGGGGCUGCGCCAGCACCGGCAUGAUUAUGAGCCUCCAUAACUUCCUCUAUGCUAACCUGGUCAAUGAAAAAGGCACACCGCAACAGAAGGAAAUAUUUCUAUGUGAUUUUACUAGGGGAUCCAUCGGAUGUUUCGCACUAAGUGAACCGGACGCAGGCAGUGACGUAGCCAGUAUAAAAACUACAGCGACCUUCGAUGGUGACCACGUGAUUUUGAAUGGCAAGAAGAGCUGGGUAUCUUCUGCUAUUGAGGGAUCUGCGCUCAUUGUGUUUGCUACUGUAGACCCUGAGCUACGACACAAAGGACUAGCGUGUUUCCUCGUUCCAAUGGACGCAGAAGGAGUAUUCAGAGGGAAGAAACAACCCCUGAUGAGUGUCAGCGAAUUUGACAGGGCCGUGACGGCGUGUGACGUCACAUUCGAGGAGGUGCGGAUACCUAAGACCUACAUGGUUGGUCAGGUAGGCGAAGGAUUCAAAAUCGCAAUGGAACAGUUGGACCAAGCGAGGAUAGGCAUCGCCGCCCACGCUGUGGGUAUAGCCCAAGCGGCUCUGGACACUGCUAUUGAUUAUGCCAAGGAAAGGGAAGCUUUUGGUAAAAAGCUGACAAGGCUAUCUUCAGUUAAGGAUCGUCUGACCGAGAUGAGUAUAAUGACGGAGACUGCUCGACUGCUGACGUACCGAGCAGCGACGCAAGUCAGCACCAAGAACAGUUCAAUGGCGAAGUACGUCGCGGGCAAGAACGCUACUGCCGUCGCCGACCAUUGUGUACAGAUACUCGGUGGUCGCGGACUUGCCACCACGCACAACGCCGAGAGGCAUUACAGGGAUGCAAGAGGUACGCAGAUAUACGGAGGAGUGACGGACAUACAGAAGCGUCUCGUCGGCCAUUACCUGCUGAAGGAACACGACGCUCUCUGAUGACGUCACGAAACUACUGCAGCUAGUCUAAGUU